GCGCGAAUUCUGAGCUCCGAUUUGGUCGAUUGUGACGGACGUGAACAGCUGCCGUCUGAGCUUCAACGUGUGAUGAUGAAACUGGGGUGGCCUGGUUUACUGGGGCACAAGCGUGUGCAGUCACAGGAAGUAUUUACAGAUGGAAUUCUAGGGACUUGACAUGGGAGGCUCCUAGACCUCACCUCAAAAAAAAAAAAAAAGAAAACACCAGAGCCAUCUUUUGCAAGUGGGCGGAGGGUCUAAAAUAAAAUCAGCUGUCACUGCGUGCUUGCUGGGCAGAGGUGAACACAUACGAGCGGAGCUGGACUCCCGAGGCUGACUGGGAUUUGUUUAAAGGGAUUGGACCGACCCCGCGGGCCAGGGUGUAGCGAGGGAUUCUACCUGCUGUGCUUUUUUGAUAACCACUUUUACCUGCUGCGGGCAGUGCAGGCUGCAGUGGAGCGAGACUUCCUACAACACAUAUAACCGCAGCGACCAGAAUCAUUGAGAGGUCAACACACUGACCCACUGCGAGGCCAUGUUCCAGCCAGCUGUCUCCUCCCGAGUCGGCAACAUCAUCCCCAGCGGGGCCAUGGAGGAGACAGAGGUCUGUUCCCUGCCAGGCGGAGUUGCCGGUGUGAGAAAACAGUUUGAGAGCCAGGCAACGACAACAUCUCAUGUAACCCAGCUGCAUUUUCAUCACAGAGCUGUGCAGGAAACAACUAGCUCUGAGGUAACAGUGUCCAGCAGCAGACAAGCCGUCCAGUCCAGUCAGCAGCUCAAUUUCACCCAAGCAACUAUGGAGUCUCACAGUGAAAGUCACAUGGAGUCCAGUUACAACAACCAUGAAAACGAAGAAGAGGAUUUUCCCAAGUACACUACUAAAGAACUGAGGGCUCACUUUGAAAAAACCAUAGAGGAGGCUGCCCCACCGAAACCCAUCAAGAUUGUCCGUGACAUCAAUCGAGCAAAGUGGUCCUCAAGUGCGACACAAAGCAACACAGUGGCUACUGAGGUGUGUGAAGCACCUGCUGUUGAAGCUCCCCAGGAGACAGUGAUGGAUUUUGAGGACUUUCCACCUCCUCCAGAAGAUCCUGACUAUCUGCCUCCCCCUCCUCCUGACUUAUUGGAAAUGCCUAAUGAUGCAGAACUCAUUCCAGAGCAUCAUUACUCACCUGAGCCACCCGCAAUCUCGAAAUGCACCCUCAACAGAGAGACUUACGUAAAGCAGCGGAGGAUGAAUGAACUGAAACGUUUGUACAAACACAUCCAUCCGGAGGUGCGGAAAAACAUUGAGAAGGAAUGCACUGAGUACAGCGAGAGCGCCAACAACAGAGUGGAGACUCACGAGUACAUGUAUGAAUAUGACAGCGAUGACAUGUACGACGACGAGGAGGGAGAGUGGGAGGAGAUUCUCCCGGGAGAAGUGCAGGCCAUGCGCUGGAGGUUUGAAAACAAGCCACUCGAUGCCAUCAAGGAUGAAACACCAGAGGAAGUUGAAGACAAUAGGAACGCUAUUGAACAGGAAAUGAUCCUUGGAAAAGAUGUGAGACGCACCGCAUGGAUGUUUGAGACAAAAUCAAUGGAUGUGCUGGGUUCACACAACACAAACACCACAGAAUAUAGGAACAAAUUCAACAAACUGGACAAGGGCGACGUCCGCGCUGCAGCGUGGUUGUUCGAAACCCAAGCUAUGGAUAGUCUCAACAAAAUGCACAAAGAGGAGGAUCUCACGAAAGAGAUAGUGUUUACGGAGGAGGAUGGAGACGCGACUAUAUACAUGAUUGACAACAAGUACAUGGAGAGCCUUGGCCACACCGAGACUAUUGAUGAGAGCCGCUUGCUGAGCUUGAGGACCGUGUUGGAGGAGAUUAAUGGCGAGGUUAAGACCGUUACCAGCACCUUCGACACUCAGUUUCGGUGUAUUAUCAUGGGACAGUCCAGCCAAAUGCUGGAAAUCAAGUCUGUGCGGAAAAUCGAGACAGAGUUAGAGAACUCCAUCGCGUCACGUUGGCUGUUUGACACCCAACCCCUUGACAGGACCUCAGCUGAAUCGUCCCCUCUCUGGCUUAUUUGUAGCCUUUCAAUGGAGGAUGGAAAUAAAGGAGACUGGGGACGGUGGUUGUUUGAAAUAAAGACAUUGAAUUCCCUCCAUGACUGGGAAAGCACGAUACUAGAGAGGAAAGUUGUCGGAGCAGAUGUGCGCAAACACUGCAUGGUGUUUGAAACACAACCAAUGGAUACACUGAAGGAUGAUUCAAAUGCCAGAAGUCAAACCAUUGAGGACAUCAUCGGGGGAAACGUGAGAUCCGCCAGAAACUUUUUUGAAAACAGCCCCAGAGUAGAGAGGAAGAAUCUGCUUGAUGUGGGAAAACUCAAGAAAACUGUCGCAGAUGAGGAAAUGAAGGGGGAUGUCAGACACCAGAAGUGGCGCUUUGAGAGUCAGCCUCUAGAGCAUAUUCGAGAGGAGAAGAAAGAGGUAACACGCACGGUGAACAUUGAAAGCGACCUCACACAGGAAGACGGCACAUGCUGCAGGGCAGAUGUCCGAAAAAACUGCUGGGUUUUUGAGACACAACCAAUGGACACUUUAAAAGAUGAUUCAAACACUCAGUCCUUGUCCAAAGAAGAAAUCAUUGCAGGAAAUGUGAGAUCAGCCAGAAAUUACUUUGAGACGAACCCUGGUGAGGAGUUGAAGGAGCUGGCCGAAGUGGGGAAACUGAAAAAGCGAGUCGCACUCGACGAGGAGAAGGGGGACGUCAGGCAUCAGAAGUGGAGAUUUGAAAGUCAACCACUCGAGCAAAUAAGGGAGGAAAGGAAGGAAGUUAUCCGAACGAUUGACCUUGAAGAAAUCGAUAAAGUAGAUGUGUUAAACUACAAGCAUAUAUUUGAGAGCACAGACUUAACCACGAGGGAUGAAUCUCAAAAGAUUGCCAUCGAGGGAGUCGCAACCGGUUCAGUGAAGUCCAACAAAGAUCUGUUUGAGUCCAACCAACUGUACGCCAUGCAAGACAGUUCAGGGCACUUUCAUGAGGUGACAACAGUUCGCCGGGAAGAGAUCAUGAAAGGAGACGUUCAAACGUGCAAGUGGAUGUUUGAGACUCGCCCCAUCGACCAGUUUGAUGAAAACAUUAAUGAAUAUCAAAUAAUCAAGGGCAUAUCCAAAGAGGAAAUUGAAUCGGGUGAUGUAAAAACAGCAAAGUGGUUGUUUGAAACACAGCCUCUGGACGCCAUUAAAUACUUCAGUAAUAUAGAGGAUGAAGAAGUUGUCAGUAAAAGCACAGAUGUUACGAAGGGCGACGUGAAAACAUGCAAGUGGCUGUUCGAGACGAAACCGAUGGAUGUCCUUUAUGACAAAGUAGAACUAGAAAAUGGAAACUCAUCUGAAGAAAUGCUGAGGGGAGACGUGAAAACCUGUACUUGGCUUUUCGAGACGCAGGCCCUUGAUGAGAUACGCGAUGAGAAUGAAACCAUUUUGAAAACGUGCACCGUCAGAGAGGAAGACAUUCAAGGAAAGGAUGUAAGGAAGGCUUGCUUCCUGUUUGAGACGGAGAAAUUGGAAAACCUCACCGGGGAGGAAGGAGGGUCUUAUAAACGUGUCACCGAGAUCGACAUCGAAUCGGGCGACGUGUCAAAAAUGAAGUAUAUUUUUGAGAACCAAGCCACUGAUAUCAUGACGUCCACAUCAGAGGUAAACAAGCUGAAUCUAAAAAGAGUUCAGAUGGAGGACAUUCAGAGAGGGAAUGUGGUCAACUGCAAAUGGCUUUUUGAAAACCAAGCCAUAGACACUAUCCACGACAGCCAAGAAGAAUCAAUCAUCAGCCGCACCGUAAUCGAUGUCCAUGGUGGAGAUGUUAACAAGGGGCGUCUCAUUUUUGAGACAAACUCGCUCGAUAAAAUUCAAGAGGUGUCAUCAGAUAUAGCAAUGAUGAAAACACAGCGCAUUGUUCGGGAGGAGGACGAGAAAGGCGACGUUAGAAAUUACACGAUGAUGUUUGAGACUCAGCCUCUGUACGCUAUUCAGGAUAAGGAGGGCCAUUAUCACGAGGUCACCACCGUAACAAGUGAGGAAGUGACUCGAGGAGAUGUCGUUGGCACGCGAUGGUUGUUUGAGACAAAGCCUCUCGAUGCCAUCAGGGACACAGAUGAGGUUUAUGUAAUCAAAUCUGUCACACAACAGGAUGUGCAAAAAGGGGAUGUGACAUCUGCAAAAUGGAAAUUUGAAACUCAGUCUCUUGACAGUAUUGCUGAGGAAAAUAAGGCUUUGAUAAGGACUGUAGAUGACAUUCAAGGUGGCAACGUUCAGAUAAACAAGCAGCGUUUUGAGUCUGAUGCCGUUUCACAGAACUCUGUGAGGACGGUCAACGUGAGCGAGAUUCAAAAGGGGGACGUUAGGAGUGCGAAAUGGAGGUUUGAAACUCAGUCGAUUGAUAAAAUUAGAAGUAUGAGCUCAGAAAAUCUCAUCGAAACGGUCAAAAAGGAAGAGGUUGCCAAAGGUGACGUCAAACAGUCAGUGUGGCUUUUUGAGAAAAACCCUCUGGACCACAUCAAAGAGGUGAACGAGGACGAGAGCGUGGCCAUCGAUCAGGAAGAGAUCCCAAAAGCUGAUGUGAAGACAACAACGUGGCUUUUCGAAACUAAACCUUUCGGGGACUUCAAUGAGGCGAGGACAGAAAGGACUGAAAUCAUCGGGAAAAGCAUCAAGGGAACGCUUGAAGAACUCUACAGUCAGAAAAUGGUGACCUCAAAGGGAAUCCUCAUAGAGACCGAUGAAAUUGGAGACGUUAGGAUGGCUAAAUAUCACCUCAUGAAUCAACAGGCUCCAGAGAUUCAACGGGAGGAAGUUAUUCGGGGAGAUCUGCAGACUAUAAUGAUGAAUCUCCUGAAUAAACAGGAACGAAAGGAAAGGCAGGUCGUUGUCGACUCAGAGGAGAAGGGUAAUAUCAGUUCAACGGUUCAGCAACUGUUUAACCAAGAACGCGACAGCAGUGUCGAACGGGAGCAAAUACUAAGAGGCGACAUACAGAAAGCUAUCACCAAUCUUUUUGAUAGUGGCAGUGCUGCCAAACAUGGGAUCCUUAUCCAGGAGGAUGAGAAGGGGGAUGUCCAAAUGACAAUAUACUCUCUGAUGAAUCAAGAAGAGAAUGCUGCCAUUGAAAAGGAGGACAUAAUUCGCGGUGAUAUUAAAAGUGCUCUCCAAAGUCUGGCGGACUCAAACAGGCAAGAUCUAGCCAGAAUAAGAGUAGAUGACAGUGAGAAAGGCAACGUCAAUUUUUACUCAACAUGCAUUGAAUCCGGAGCUCUCAGUUAUCUAAGAGAACUGAAUUCAGAGUCUGACGAAGUCAUGCCUGAAAAGGAAAAGAUAAUCGGGGGUGAUGUCAAGGGAACAAAAUACAUUCUCUGCCACAACCAAACCCAAAUUGAGCGCACAGUGGAGGACGUGAUCCCAGGUGACGUCCAGAAAAGAGUCCAAGUGUUCACCUCAGAACCGUCUUUCACAUCAGACGGCUUGUUGAAGGAAGAGAUCGUCAGAGGGGAUUUGAAAGCCGCGUUAAGUUCAUUAUCUGAAUCGGCGAACCACACGGUUGUUGUUGAGAAAGAAGAGGUGGUGAAAGGAAAUAUACCAAAAGCCCUGCGGUGUCUUGAGCGGGCUCAGCAUCGACAGAAGGAGGUGGAGAAACCUGAUAUUGUCCGUGGGAACAUCAAAGGGGCUCUAAGAUCUCUGGAGAAGUCAGCGACAACGAAAGUGGAAGCAGUUGUUGACGAUUUGGUCCCCGGAGAUGUCAAGGCCACGCUGAAGUCUCUUGAGAUGGCAAAGAAAACAGUGAGGGAAGUAGAGAAGGAAGAGAUUAUAAGAGGGGAUAUUCACAUGGCGAUGCAAUCCCUGCAAGAUGCUAAUGUUGACAAGGUUAAGUGCCAGCAAGAAAUUGAUGUUCAAGGAGAUGUGAAAGGAACGAUCCAGCUUUUGCUGGAGCCCCCUCCUUCUCCGAAGGUGCAGAGGAGCGCGAUUGUCGAGGAUGAUGUAAGAGGGGACGUCAAGAUGUCAAUUAAGGCCUUGUAUGAGGGACAAGAACAAACCCAACUGGAGAAGGAAGAAGUAAUAAAGGGCGAUGUUAAAGGCAAAAUUAAAUCACUGAUGGAAACCGCACAGCGUGAAACUCCCAAGGUCAGAAUGAAAGCGUACAGGAGAGUGAAGCAGAGGCCUCCAGUGAAGAAUCUCAAUGCAGAUGCGCAGAGGAAUGUGCAAAAGAUUAAAACAGCAAAGCCUGUUGAGACAGAAAACCUCUCAUGUUUGAGUAAAACAGAAUCCAGUGAAGUAAAGUCUUCCACCGUGGUGCGCUCUACCACCCAGUCGAAAUGCACAGUGGAGCACAAAACAAUCACCCAGAACCACGGGAUUAAAACGUUGAAGACGCAGUUCCGAAAUCUGAAUUCCAAGCAAAAGGGCAUGAUGAAAAGUGAUAAGACUAAAGUGGAAACAGAUGUUUAUACGCUGAAGGUGCCAGAGUCUGACCUGCCUCUUCCACCUCCUCCCCCACCAGUUGCGGACUCUGACAUGCUUCCACCUCCUCCACCUCCGUGUAUAGACUCUGACAUUGACACUCUUCCACCUCCUCCCCCGCCACUGACCAGUGAACCGGACUUCCUCCCACCACCUCCUUCUCAACAGGAACUGGAAAGCAUCCCUUCUCCAGCAAAAGCCAAGAAGAUGACGGUAAAGAAAGUGAAUGGUCCGGUGUUGUGUCCUGUACCGAAACUGGAGAAGAAAGUGGAGUUUAAUAAAUCUGAAGCAGUCAAAACUGAAUCAGUUGUCCACAUAAAGCAGUCGAAAAUCACAACUGAUACAUCCAAAAGAUCUUCGGCAGAGAUUCCUCCACCUCCUGAAUCACCCAAACCACUUAACAAAGUUUCCAUUUCUCCUGUCAGAUUUACUCCUCCACCUUCGCCGACUCCAUCUGUGAAGGGGAAAACAAGUAAAUUUAAUACGCCGUUGAUGAAAGCUGAGGAAAAAUUCAAGAAGUUGAGGGAAGAAAGAACGCCUCCGACUACUCCUCCUCCACCCUAUACCCAUGAGGCUCUGAGUUCCACGCAUGAUUUGAUAUCCAAAGACGAAAUGACACAGAAAAGAUCAGAAAUUCCACCGACUGUUUCGGAAAUCAUCACAAAUACUCAGUCAGGUGUUGUGUCUGAGGUCGUUGUCUCAGGUACAACUCUAAGAAGCAUGAGCCACAAAAAAGAGCUCAUACAGGCUGAUUCCACCAGUAUAACGUCGAAACAAAAACUUUCUAAAAAAGAAAUGGUCUCUUCAGUUCGACAGGAGACAUCACAAAUAAGCAUUUCCUCCAAACAAUCUAGCGAGUCGAUCAAGACUCAGCAAAUCCAAACUGUGGCCACUGAUUCUGCGGAAAGAUUGACUGCUCACAGUACUGAGGAACAGAAAACACAAGCUAGUGGCAAAUCGGAAAAUAUUCAGAUUCUGGUGUCGUCAACCCAAGAAAACAUCUCCUCCAACAAAAAACAAAAGGCAGCCAAGUCACCAGAACGGCCGAAGAAGGCUGAUGAGUCUCAUGCCAAGGACCAGGAGAAGCAAGUGACGCCUAAUACAAAUGGAAAAUCAGGAAAAACAAGCCAAAAAGGGAAAAAGAACGGCAAGCAAGCCGAGAAACAGGUGGAUAUAAAGACUAAAAGUGAAUUAGUGAAACAGGUGGAAGUUAUGAUAGCAACUGAAGUAACCGUGCCCAAUGUGCCUCAAAAGGAGAAGACCGAGACCAAACCUGAGGUUAAGGUUGAGUCUACUUCCCCGACAUGUCUUUCUGAUGCUGUUGGAAAUGUCAUUGAAAACAAAACAGAGCCUCCGACACCAGCUAAGAAGAAAAAGAAGUCCAAAAAAUCUAAAGUAACUGCACAGUCCGGUCAAAGCAAGGAUGGUGUGGCUGAGUCGAGUGUGAUCCCGAUUAAAGUUGAAGCAAAAGAAAGUGCCCCUCAGCUUAGUGACAAUGCUUCUCAAACUGUUAUCGAUGCAAAAGAUGACAAGAAAGAUUCCUUGAUGAUAAAAAGCAAAGAAGAUCAGGCGCAACAGCAAAAAGUUACAAAUCAUGCAAAAGGGAAAAAUAAGAAGGCAGAUACUGUGACUCCAAAAAGUGAAGAGCGAUCACUGGUAGAGGCUGAAGUUAUUCCAAUUACUCUGACAAGCCUGUCAGAAAAGGCUGAGCUGAAAACAUCCGCCAUUGUGAGAGAGGAGAAGUAUCAGCAGCAGCAUGUUCAGAUUGUAAAGUCUCACACCAGAGAGGUGCAGGAGGUUUCAGAGAUGAACUCGACGCAGUCACUAAACACUCAGUCCAUCAUCGCCUCUGACCUGUCUCCAGGACAGAAAGGUAAACAGGAAGUUGUUAGCUCUUCACAGGAAGGGCCGGAAACGAUUUCUCACAAGGACACAACCCAGAAGCAGAAAUGUGAGGCUGUGUCUGAGAAGACUGUUGGAGGGGGGGCAUCACCAAGAAUAUCUAAAAUUAGCAUUGGUUCAGCGAAGGUUGAAAACCAUGUCAAAAGGACAACCAUACAGGAAAACAGCAAAGAAGAGUCGAGUCAGAGCAAGUCACUCGACCUUCGAGCUCCCUCUCCUUUGCUGCGGAUGCGCUCCCCCUCACCAACAUUCAUCACCAUUGAGUCCACAAGAAGGACGGACUCUCCCCAGCGCGUUUGUCUUUCCCCCACGCUGCUCCAUCGUCCUGCUACGCCUCCAACCCCGCCUCCUCGCAGGUGUGAAACACCGUCCCGGCUCACGAGAAUCACACCGUCGCCUACCUUUGACAAAGCGGAAAACUUAGCAAGGCUCAAAGACACAACCGCCAAACUCUCCCGUGGUGUCACACCGCCACCGCCGCUGUAUUCACAGCAAAUCUCAGAAAAGAAAUCUGAGAUCGUGGAGUCGCCCGCGUCGUUCCAACGACAGAUCAAAGUGGAGUCACAAAUGGAAGUGACCAGCAGAACUGAGGUGAAAGAGGUGCACGCAGCUUCAAAAAAUGUUGAGAUAGUUUCCGAAAGUUUCAGGACAGACAGAGAAAAAGUUAUGUCUGACGCACAGACCGCGUCAUGUGAGCCUUCUGAUGAUGAGUUAUCAUCCGCAUCUGUGAGAGAAAAGCGGCAGUUCUUUGAAGGCGCUCAAAAGGCUGAAGUUAACAAGACGUAUGUGAGGAAAGAGCCCAUUGAUAUCCCUGAACGUCUGGGCCCAGACAUGGAGGAGUGUGAGGAACUCUGUGCAAACAAAGACAAGGGUGAGCUACCCAGCGUGAACUUGUCAAGGCUUGUAAACAAAUUUGAAUCAAAAGAGGAGAAAACUUCCAUCGGGAAAGGGAUUGUAGCAGAAUUUGACCUCGAUGAUUUAAUAAGGAAUCUGGAAGAAGACAUCACAGAGCACGAUAUGCCAACAUUUGACAUCCAGGCUGUAAGAGAUGUGUUUGAACUCGAUAAGCAAAGCUAUGCAGACAAAGAUGAGAAACAGAAUCUGGAGGAGCCUUUGUCAACUCUGACUACGACAAGAGAAGACUUUUCAAAGCUGGGAAAUCCCGCAGAGACGAAGGAACUCGGUUGUCAGCUUAAUUCACUCUCCAUGCAGAAAAAGGAGGAACAGAAGAAACCAGAGGUGUUAACUGAGACAAAAUCAUUAACAGAACAUUUCUCCGACUUUGAUGAAUUUGGUAACCUAGUCAGCGGAACCAGGACGGCUGUCACCACACAGUUGGCGAGUUCUUCAACACAGCAGGUUCCCUUUUCGUACGCCGAUGCUGUGAAGCGGAAAACAGCUGCAGCCAGGCGGACUGAAACCUACGAUGAGGACGUUACUGAAAAAUUGCUCCGAAAUUUCCAUAAAACGUGGACGGAAAGCGAGACGGUUUUCAAGAGUCUGGGCUACACGGUCUCCGAGGAGUGCACUGUGCAGGCGUCGCAUCAGUCAACAGUGGUUUCAUCUGGCUCGAGUUCCAAAGUCGGAGCUGUGCACAGUAUGUCGGAGGAGGGUUUACCCGAUGGAUGGUCUGAUAGUAGACGAAAAAAAGUACCAUAAGUCCUGUUUCUGCUGUGAGCAUUGCAGAAAUAAAUUAAGCCUAGGAAAUUACGUCUCUCUCCACGGACACUUCUACUGUCUCCACCAUUACAGGCAACUCCUCAAAUCCAAAGGGCACUACAAUAAUGGACUCGUGGACAAACCUCCAACAGGAAGUGGUAUUCAAUUAGAUGAGAAAGAGGAAUGGAGAUAUUCAAUUAGCAGCCUAGCUUCUGCAGACAACAAAACACAUGGUGGAGAGAAAACCUUUGGUGAGAGCAAAACACAAAGCAACAAAAUAUCGGUAGUUUGGCCUCCUCAAUCUGAUUCACCCAAGAAAGUGUUUAAAUUAGAAGAAGACAUUCAGCUAGCGAAACCUCAGUGGCCACCUCCAGAUUCAUCUCCUAAGUUAUCCAAACACAAAAACACUAUCCCCAGAAGUGUCCUUUAAAUGCUCAUAUAUGCAAACUACGGAGCGAAACGAUGACCAGCGCAAGGAGCGUAGAAAGUGAAAGGAAAGUGCAACUAAAGUGUAAUGGUGUACGUGUACAGAAGGAAGCGUUGUAUAUAGUUAAUGGUGAUGGUGUGGAAGUUUGAAGAAUGUUUGAGGAAGUCAAGAGCAGGGAGUUAGAGACGGGUCGGUAGUUGUUUUGGGGUUUUUUUAAUUACCGAAAUGGAGGUGAAGGUGAUGUAGUUGAGCUUGUUGUAAUUACAAAUGUACAUCUGGAAAACAUGUGAUUCAUUUAUACAAUUGCUUUUUGUAAAGGAAACAAAGAAGGUGAGAACAAAUUUUCAUUCUGGCCUUUUUGCAAAAUCUGUUCCUGUUUCUCAACACUUCAGUCAAAUAUAUUUCUUUUUUUUACCAUAAACUGUAAAAUGUUAAGGAUGUAUUUUUCUACAUACCAUCACUUCUACAUUUUCCUUUUUAGCACCUGGUGUGCCGUCGACUGAAAGAAAAAUGUACCGUUUCGAAGUAUAUAAUGUGAAAAUGCAAAAUUCGUCAGGUGUUUUAUUUUGGACUUCUGUGUCCUCUUUUGAACAACUAAUAUUUUGCGAUCAAGAUUUUAUUUUAUAGUUUAGAUGGUUAUACCUUCCUUUAUACGAGUAAAUCCUGAUUUCAUUGAGCAUCAGGCUGGUUUACUCAAAUGUUUUCAUGAUGUAAGAGCAAUAAAGUUUUGAUUUUAAAGCCCUUUUUGCCUUCUAUAUCUUCUCUUUCUAAGAAGAAUCAACUGCAUGCAUUGUUAUUGUUUUUCAUAAACAUUUAUAUUGAAUGAAACAUAGUGUUAGAUUACACCUGUGUGCCUACAAGAGGCUACA
This is a messenger RNA of Synchiropus splendidus (mandarinfish), 11338 nucleotides long. It is a transcript of the gene xirp2b, whose product is annotated as xin actin binding repeat containing 2b. Gene Ontology annotation, biological process: actin filament organization; actin cytoskeleton organization. The transcript is spliced from 9 exons. Gene Ontology annotation, cellular component: focal adhesion; stress fiber. NCBI's taxonomy places the organism in Eukaryota, Metazoa, Chordata, Actinopteri, Syngnathiformes, Callionymidae. Gene Ontology annotation, molecular function: actin filament binding. The coding region runs from base 518 to 10042 and encodes 3174 amino acids. The record is from RefSeq and is a predicted model, not a curated record.